This is a messenger RNA of Cuscuta epithymum, 2471 nucleotides long. The record is from the annotation of a GenBank genome assembly. Lineage: Eukaryota; Viridiplantae; Streptophyta; Magnoliopsida; Solanales; Convolvulaceae.
UACUAUCCCUAUUCCUUACCUCCCCAAAUCGAACUGCACACCACUUUCCCUCGUAUUCUUCCGGAUAUCUCUCUUCCCGCUUUUUCUAUUAUUUUUACCACCUCUUCAGAUCUCAUCUCGCGCCAUCUUCCCAUACGCUGUUCCAUCCCACCGUCUCUGCUCUCCCCAAAUUCAGUUCUUUUAGUGAACCCUUUUCACUUUCCAGAAACCGAAUCAACAAAAAAUCAAGAAUCGGCAAAAGUUUUGUGCUUCAGGAAAAAGGAACUGCAUAUAGCGGAUCAUGCAGCAGGAACAGCCUUUACAGCGGCAGCAGCUGCAAUUCGCGGAGGUAAAACCGGCGUUUGAGGACUACCACCGGUUCCUAGCUGACCCGCGACUAAAACCUCCCCAGGUUCCUGAAGGCAUCGUCGUAAGGACUCCGCCAUUGAAGAGAAAGAAUGAGAGAGGCAAGUAUACUCAGGUUUUCAGUCAGCCAAACCAAGCUUCUGGAUUUCCUGAUGCCUACAGUCCCUUGCAAACACCUGUUUCAGGAAAGGCUGGAAAGGUUCAGAAAAUAUCAAAGACAUCAAAAGCCAACAGAUCUCUGUCUAUAACUGCUGGGAGCAUUGGAUCCCCUUUCAGUAACAAUACAACUCCAGUUGCUCCUUGUCGGUAUGAUAGCUCCCUAGGCGUCUUAACGAAGAGGUUUAUUCAUCUGAUUAAGCAUUCUCAAGAUGGCAUUCUUGAUCUGAAUAAUGCUGCUGAUACACUAGAGGUGCAAAAAAGGCGUAUCUACGAUAUAACAAAUGUUCUGGAAGGCAUUGGCCUAAUAGAAAAGAAGUUAAAGAACAUGAUCCAAUGGAAGGGUUUGGAUGUCUCAAGAACAGAAGAUGAUGAAAGUGGUUGGAAUGUAAAGGCUGAAGUGGAUAACUUGGCCUUGGAUGAGCGUAGAAUAGAUGAACAGAUCAGAGAAAUGCAACAAAGAAUUGGAGAUCUGAUGGAAGAUGAAAAAAAUCAAAGGUUGCUUUUUAUCAGAGAAGAAGAUAUUAAGAGCAUACCUAGUUUUCAGCAUGAAACACUCAUAGCAGUUAAAGCUCCACAUGGAACCACAGUAGAAGUUCCAGAUCCCAAUGAGGCUGUUGAUCAUCCUCAAAGGAGGUACAGAGCAGUUCUACGCAGCACCAUGGGACCCAUAGAUGUUUACCUUAUUAGUAAAUUUGAUGAAAAGUUUGAGGUGAUUCAUGAAGUUGUAGCACCACCACCUAGCCACCCUUCAACACCACCCAGCACAAGUGAGAGUGGAGCUUUAGAAACUAAGAAGAGAAGAGGAAAUGAGGCAGGUGGGCUCAAAACAGUAGAAAGAAUGUUCUCAGAUGUUGAUGCAACCUUGCCAGAGGACUCUGGAAGUGGAAUUGUCAAAAUUGUUCCUCAUGUUGACAAUGAAACAGAUUACUGGUUAUUGUCGGAUGCUGAUGUUAAUAUCACUGAUAUCUGGGGAGCAGACUCUGGGGUUGACUGGAGUGAGCUGAUAACAACUCCCGAGGAUUACGCCACAAACAAUGACAGUACUGCCCCAAGCCGAACUUCAUCUCCCACUUUUCUCAAAACCGCAUCUUGCAACUAAUACUACGGGGAGAUAAAUAUUAUCUGUUAGUGCCCCAUGUUUUGGUUUUGUACAGUGUAUAUAUGUCUACUACCUUGUAAGUUGCAACAUGAGCAGUUUCUCUCGUGCCUUUAAGCACAAGUUGGUGAUGAGCAGCACAUUGUUAGACAUAAACAGUUGGAUUAUGCUUCUACCAAUUAUAUGCUUCUAGUAAAUUUAGUUGUUUUGAAUUGAUUGAGAAUGAAUAGGCGUAGUCUAUUCAUGAUAAGUUAUUAGUAAUCAUUGAUGUUAGGGUGAAUAAUUUACUAGACUUAUAGCAAGGCAGCACAGGCCUAGUGAACACACCAUUCACAAAUAUCUGCCCCAUUGAAGACUUGAAGUGUUGAACGCUUCUUUAUUGCAUCCAAGUGUUUUUUCUGUCGUAGUUUAUAUUUUCCCUGCCAUUUGGUUAUGGUAGAGACACAGCGGGAUACAAGUUUGGCCCUAAUGAUACUUUUCAUACAGACUAUGAGUACCAGGAAAGGGAUCCAGAUCAAUCAGUUCUACUUGAAGGUGUUAUUAUAUUGUUUCCGUAUUAUAUGUUUCCGUAAUGAAUUGAAUUCCUAGUAUAUAAACGCUGUUAUUCUUUAUCUUGUUAGACAUUUUGAACAUACUUUCAUAACCGUGAAAAGAAGAGUGAAUAAUGGCUCUAGUCUGUAACAAGUGUGAAACCAAGAGUGAAUAAUGGCUUCAGUAUUUAGCAAGUGUGAAUCCAAAUGGAUUUAUUUUUUGUCCCAUAACUCCAUAUGGAGAUCACAAUAUGAUGUGGUUGUAAAACUUUUAUUAAAUUGAGAUCUACUAGUGAUUGAGCACCAUUUAGAGUUUUAGUACUGACCAGUCCAUAAUUGGC